UGGUGUGCUCGUGGCUUUUGGUGGUACUUUUUCAGGGGUCCUGGAUGGAAACGUUGGUGGUGGAAGCGGUGAUCUGGACAGAUCAGAGGUGAGCGGGCCUGCGAUCCGCGUCCUGCAAAUCGCAAAUCACGUUUUUCAGUGCGCCCUAGUGUGGGCCCCAGGGCCAGUGCGGCCCCAGCAAAUAUUCCAAUGAGAACUUUGGAAACUGAAGUGGGGACAGGUUCCAUGCCAGCCGCAGAUGAACAUGGGUUAACAGCAGAUGAACAUGGGUUAGUCGAGCCCCGCCUCCAAGUUAGACCUGAUUUAACUCCUCUAUUAUUAGGGGGCCGAGGGAAAGGGAAUCUCCCAGAACUCGGGUACGAAAUUAGGGCCUAUUUCGCAGCUGCUUCUGGGCCUGGCCCCGCGGGGAAACUUGGACCUGCUGUCGGGCUGGACUUUCCUGGGCAGCCGCUAAUUUUUCGAGAGAGAAAAAAAAAAGACCUGCAAUCCCUUGGUCUCGUCCAAGUGCCUCCAUGCCCCGUGCGCCUGCAGUACUUGCCAGGGCUGGCGGGCCCAUGUAGCCUGUGCCGCGACAAUCCGCCAUGUGCUGCGGUGCCAUUUUUCUGCCAGGCUUGCCGUCACCUGCGAACCACUAGAGGGCUUGUUUCUGGGCCCUGGAAUCGCAGCCCGAAUUUGUGGAGGAAGUGCUGGCACUUGGUGUUUUUGGCCAUCCGAAUUUUUCUGGGUGUGGCUCCUUUCUUUGCUGGGGGGGGCCACCCACUUUUGCUUGGUGGGUAGGCCAGUAUCGGCCGGGCCGAUCGCCAGUGUUCGCUGAGCGGCUAACCCCAGUGAUUGCACAUAGUUCUUAAACACGUAGAACAUUUUUCUGGACACACCCAGGCUUGCCUAUGAAUUUUUUCAGACGCCUGGGGCAAAGUCCUCGACAAGAAAGCCCAGGGCGUUCGUAGGUCAACACAGAGCCUGCUUUCCAUCAAUCGUUGCUGUAUAUGUGCGGGCUCAUAGUAGCCCACUCACGUCUUCACUAGACCCAUCGAAAUACACACCAAGAGCCGCGAUGCAGCGUACUCCUCUCGAAUCUUAAGUCAAAGGCCUGAUUCCUUCUAUAUUC
Molecule: messenger RNA, 1108 nt
Organism: Metschnikowia bicuspidata var. bicuspidata NRRL YB-4993
Lineage: Eukaryota; Fungi; Ascomycota; Pichiomycetes; Serinales; Metschnikowiaceae
Exons: 1
Coding region: 190-777 (195 amino acids)
Source: RefSeq, a predicted model, not a curated record